AUGUCUAGAAAUAUUAUUAAUUGUGUAUUCCUACUGCAUACCUUUGUUUGGUUGGUAUUGGGGUAUGAUAUCAAGCAAAUACCAAACACAUUUGUUUAUAAUGGGCAAAUUGCUGAUUUUGGAGAUUUUGAUGGUAACGGGCAACUUGACGCUAUAACGUACCACCAAAAAGGAAAUGAUGCAACUAUAUGCGUAUUUAAGGUGUCCAACAGAUCCGAUAAACCUGUAAUUCUAGCCACAGCCCAUUUGCAAGGGAAUGUCGCUGGGGCGGUAGGAGUUGAUAUAAACCUCGAUAGCGCUCUGGAUGUUCUAGUUAUUAUAGAGGAAUCGAAACAUAAAUACCGUUUGCUAACGUUUUACCAAGAAAAAAAAUCGGGUCUAUUAGUUCAAGGAUGGGAUUCAACCAAAGAGACAAAUGGUCAUAAUCAGAAGAAGGAACAAUCCAAUGAUCGGGAUUCACAAUUGGGAACACUAAUGAAGCGCGGUGAAUAUGAAUAUAGCUCUAUACAUCCAUUAGUAUUGGACAUCAACGGUGAUGGAUUUGUGGAUUUGUUCUGCCAAACCGAAGACAAGAGGCUUUUUGUUUGGACUAAUUAUGGGGGUGCGUUUUUACCUUACCUGCUUGAAAAUGUUCCAUCUUGUUAUUUUGAAGGUACGCGUGAAGGAUAUGUCCCGUCCCCACACUCUUCUGCUUUUGUCGACAUCAACGGUGAUUGCAGAGCCGACUUGAUCCUUUUGGUUCAACAUGAAAACAAACGAUAUCUGCAGAUCUGGGAAACUGAAGCCGACAACAAUCGCAUGAAGUAUAUAAGAAACCCUAACAAGGAUAUUGUAUUACCCACUAACCACGGCCAAGUAUCUUUUGCCGAUUUCAACGGUGAUGGCACGAUUGACAUAGUAGUCCCUUAUUGUAACCAACUGAACGCAGAGAGAUCGUGCAUUCAAGGAAGCCGCAUAUUCAUAACAUUCAAUCAUCAGAAACCGUUCUGUUCAUACAUCUGGAACAACCCAAAUAGUGACAUGUGUAGAAAAGCUACAGAACUGUGCACGAAGUCUGACUUCGCAUUUCAUCCAGUGGAUGGUUUAUCAUCAGUAGAUAUAUCGCUACCUGUCAAUGUCGGAUUUAAGGAUAGCGAAGGGCAACUUAUGUCAGUAUCUCUGGGGGACCUUAACAACAACGGUUAUCCAGAUGUCAUCGUAUUAGGAUGGAAUCUGGCCACGUUGCAACCAGUAGUCUGCGUAUACAGAAAUGUGGAAAAUAAUGAGUCUUCUGUUGUUAAUGCAAGAAGUUUUGUGCAGUCAGCUAUAAUUGAAGUUACUGAGCCAGAUAUUCGAUAUAUUCGCGUAGCUGCAGUCGACCUUUUCGAGGACGGCAUUACAGAAGUUGGGAUUUUCACGUCAAAGGUAUCCAUUGGCAACGAUAGCAUUGCUAGAUUUUAUACGACGGUAAAUGAGAAGAUAGGCCUAUUUAUGAAAGCAAUGGUGAGGGGGGUGGCGGAAAAUGAGACGCCGUCUUCAGUAAACGUGUUGUCUACCGGGUCGAAUGUAAAUGGGGCUGUAUUCAAGAUUACGGUAAUUGAUGUAUACGGAGCCAAAUCACCUAGGUGCUCGACUAUUCGGCCACAGUCUGCGCAUUCACCAUUAUUACCGCCUUAUUCUAUGUUCGGACUGGGCAAAACAAACAACUAUGUGGAAGAGUUUUACCUUGGCAUGCCGAGCACAUCCAAGAGCUACAGCAAUAUGUGGAUUUCGAUUAUUCCUAACUGCAGCGUCAUAGCGAUUCCGCACCGCCUGUUAUAUCCAAAUGAGUGGACUCUGAAGUUAUCGUUAAGUCCAUCCAAGGAUAUAUAUAAAAUCCUUGUAGCUACACUAAUUUGCCUAGUCAGCCUAGGAGUUAUCAUUGUCGGAUUUGAUAUAAAGGAGAAACGCGAGGACUCGGAGCAAGAAAAAGGAUUUCGUCAAAAAUUUAUCAUUAAUUAA
This is a messenger RNA of Babesia bigemina, 1980 nucleotides long. Its product is annotated as T-cell immunomodulatory protein-like protein precursor, putative. The transcript has 4 exons. NCBI's taxonomy places the organism in Eukaryota, Apicomplexa, Aconoidasida, Piroplasmida, Babesiidae. The record is from RefSeq and is a predicted model, not a curated record. The coding region runs from base 1 to 1980 and encodes 659 amino acids. Gene Ontology annotation, cellular component: plasma membrane.